Molecule: messenger RNA, 9864 nt
Organism: Cladocopium goreaui
Lineage: Eukaryota; Dinophyceae; Suessiales; Symbiodiniaceae
Source: the annotation of a GenBank genome assembly
AUGCCCAGUGGCAUAGAUGCGGCGCUGAAAAGUCUGAAGGCAGAUGCCAUGAUGCCAGCGCCCACCAAGGUGAACUACAAUGGCUUUGAACCCGAGAAAAAGAAGAAACCUGAGAUCACUGAGGCAACGAUCGAUCCAAGUGAGAUCGGUCUUGAAAAAUGCCAAAAGAUCGUGAAAGAACAGGAGUUCAAGAUCAGAAAGUUGAAGGAAAAGAUGGCUGGCAUUGCUCCCACCAAGAAAAACAAGGCGGAGAUCGCCGCGGUCAAGGAGCAGGUUGAAGAACUGCAGGCUGACGGCAACUACCGUGCAGCCAUGAACUACGUGCGGAAGGUGGAGGAGGAUGAACGCGACAAGCGACGCGCAGAGCGUGAGAAGGAUGACGAAGAAGCCUUGGUGGGUGGACUUGGCAAGAAGAAGGGCCCCACAGGGCCAAGUGAGCCGGCUCCCAAGAAGCAGGCAGCCUCCAGUGCAGAGGUGCAAGAGGUUGCUGGUGACUUCGAUGCGGAUGCUGAGGUGGCGGCAGUCGUGAAGAGCGCCGUGGAGGGCAGUGAGGAUGCCCUGGCUCAACUGCAAAAGGGUGCGGGUGCUGGAAGCUACAAGAGUGCCAUCAAGGCUGAGGUCGCCAGCAUCGCCUCGGCUGCUGCUGAGCUCAUCAGCGCCAAGAUGAAGCGCGCUGCCACGCGCGACGUGGCUCUGAAGACGCUGCGGGCGCUGAGUUGGAACCCGCCCGCCACGCUGCCGGCGCUGCCCGCGAUGCUGCUUCUACUAGAAGAGACCAAGCUGAAAGGAGAACCUGGAGGCACCGCGGCAGACCUGUGCCGCGUGGUGUGCAGCUGUGGGCCUAAGAAUAGCGCCGUGCCGGAGGCAGUCUUUCCAGUGCUUUUGGCACACUUGGGCGCUGCGGCUGCAGGGAAGUGGAAGGUGAAGGUGGCGGUGCUUCAGCUGCUGAGAGAAUUGCUGCAGAGUUCUCAGGAGCUCUGCCCGAGGCAGACGGGUCUUUGGAUGCCGAAGAUCAUGUCCGCUUUGCGAGAUGCAGUGGGUGACGCACGCAAAGAGGUGAAGAAAGAGGCGGAGUCGUUCUUGCGAAGCAUGGCCAAAGAGCUGGCACAGACUCCGGAGAUUCGCGCGUUGGCGGAUGAUAUCAUCACCAGCAUUUUGGAUAGUGCGAAUAUGGAAAAGGCCACCGAAACUCUGCACAGAAUGGCAAACACCACCUUUCUGAACACCGUUGACUCCUGCGCCUUCGCUCUGCUCUUCCCCACCGUGUCAAGAGCCAUGCGAGAACAAGCUCAUGAUGCAAAGAUGAAGGGCGUACAGAUCGUGGGUGCCUCGGUUCACCUCAUCGCGGAUCCAGUGCUGUUACAGCCGUAUCUGCAAGAGUUGAUGCCGUUGCUGGAGGAAUGCUUGCUGCACCCCACCGUGGGUGUCCAGCACGAAGCGGCCAAGAGCUUUGGAUCUUUGGCCUUUGGACUUCCCGAAAUCUGCGACAAAGACAUGAUGCCCUUCUUGCUGAAGAAGCUGCAAAGUCAGGAGCAGAACGAGGAUGUCUCCGAGGUGGAACGCCGCGGGGCAGCACGGGGCUUGGCAGAGGUGCUGCUGGCGCGCCGCGAUCUGCUGCCAGGCUGUCUGCAUGAUACAAUCUUGCCGCGAAUCCCAUCAGGUGAGACCAUAGAGAGCAAGGCUGGAGGCCUGCAGCUGAUCCAAGCCAUUGCCGGCUUGGGCCCACAGGCUUUCCUUCCCCACCUGAAGCACAGCUUGCCUUUUGCACUGAAUGCUUUGCAGGAAGAGUCGGAAGUCGUGCACAAGCAGGCCGUGGCUGCCGUCAAGACGUUGAUUGACGAGUACGGCGCCACGGCGCCCCAUUUGCUCCUGCCGCGCAUGCAAGAGGCCCUCUUCUUCCAAGAAGAAGAACCGCGUGCUCGUGCCAUGGACCUGUUUUUCUCCUUCUGCGAAAAAAUCAGCGAAGGAAUCAAGUUUGGACAGGACUUCCUUAGCAUGGAUUGUUUAAGCUCCUUUCAUCGGCAUUCCUUGCUGGUCUCCAUCUUCAUUGCGCGGACGGACGACCACCACGACGUGCGGCGUGUGGCCACCUUGCUGUGGAAGGAAAAAUUGCAGAGUGGGCCAAAAGCCAAGGCCGAGAUCCUGCCGCUGCUGCUCAGCGUGCUGAAGGCCCUGCAGAACGGCAGCUGCGAUGCGCGAAGGAAGGCCGCCGAGCGCUGCCUCUCCGAGCUCGAGGCUGGUGACAAAGCGGGCUUCGAGACAGUGGAAGCGCAGCAGGGUGCGGCAGGGGUGCUCUUCGCGCAGGAUGCCAACGACAUAGAGACCUUGGACAGUGAGUGCAAGGCCGCCGACGUGGCGCCGCGGCCCCCCCUGCGGCCUCAGCUGCUGCAACGCCGCGCCCAGACGGAGAUGCCCCGCUUCGCGGAGCCGCUGCGUAAGUACAUCAACUCUGUGGUGGUGUCUUGCUGCAUGGAGUCGCGCACCCGCGAGGGUGCCGAGGCGGCCCUGGAAGAGGAGCUGAAGCCUUUGGUGGACAAACCCUUGCUGGAACGAACAGGCAGCGCCAUUGCAGCUUUUGAGCUGAAACCUUUCCUGGAGAAGGUUUUCGAUGGCGUGGAAGAUGAAGCCUCAGAGGAGGAACGACACAGCAAAAGAUCCAGCGAUUCGCUGAUCUUCUUGGAUGGCCUUCGUAUGAUGUAUGGAGGUGGUCACAUGCUGCUGAAGGAUGCGGUGUUGGACCUGCGAAAAGGCCGCAGAUAUGGCGUGGUGGGCCGCAACGGUGCAGGGAAGACCACCCUGAUGAGCACUAUAGCAGCGGGUGGCGUCUCUGGCAUGACAGCAGACGUGAAGACGCUGCACGUGAAGCCCGAGGUACUUCGGCCUGAACUUGUUCAUCACCCUUGCCUUGGACUUCGGUGGCAACGAUGGUGGGUGGACAAGCAUCAGACGGUGCCAACAACUCUGGAGGAGCCGCAGUACCAGGUGGACCUGCUGGUGCUACGUUUGGCCAAAGCAGCACCAUCUGCUGCUGGACUGACACAGUCCACAUACAGGUCUUUCAGACGGAGACUUGACCUGUUCAGCCGACAAUGUAGAAGACGAGGUCAAGGAGUAGCUCUUGAAGGAGCUUAUCUAGUUCUUUCACAACUACAAGACGUAGCAUGGGAAGCCACAGAGGGAUUGGACUACGAUGACAUGGAGCUGAGUGAUGAUCCCUUCAAACCCUUGCUGGUCGUUUUGGACAAACUUUUUCAACAUGAAGAAGAAGUAGAACUCCCUGAGCGAUGCCAAGAGUUCUUUGAGAAGUUUGCCCGAGAACGAGGUGAAGAACUACAAGCCUACUUGGUGAGGCAUCAGUCGAUGCUUCGAAAGCUGAAAGAGCUCCAGGUGGACAUACCACCCCUUCUUGCUGGUUGGCAUCUGCUGCAAAGGUCUGGAGUGCCGCGGUGGACCCACGUCCAGGUCAAAGCGAUGUGCAACGGAGACAUGUCAGUUGACCGAGUCUCCAAAGCUUUGAUCCGAAUGUUUGGCGGUGACAGCAAGCCGAACGCCAAGGACUCCAUCCUCAAAGGUGAGAUUCACUAUAUGGAUGCCGAGUAUGAUGACCUUGAGGACUAUGGCUUUGACGAUGUCUACUACCAGGAUGAUGACGCCUACACCUAUGGCUAUGACCCUGACUAUGACGACGCCAUUGAUGAGGUGGAAUACACAGGUGAAGCUGACGAGGACAUCCCGCAGGAGCUUGAUGAAGCCUCACUUGCAGUGGAGGAUGCAUUCAUCAACUACUUGGACUCUAGAAAGAAAAUGCGGGAACUCGCUCUCAGCCGAGGUUUUUACCCUGUGGUUGCCAUCGGCAUGGAUGACAAUGGUGGUGCGUUCAAGGGGCGUGGAAAAGCCUCUGGUGGAAAGGGCAAGUCAAAAGGAAAAGGCCGUGGAAAGAGCAGCGGAGGAAAAGGCAAAUCUGCCGGAAAAGGACACCCUUUGCCUGGUGCACGACGAUACGUUUUUGGACGUCGGCGUGCAGGUGAAUCUACAUCGACUGCUUCGACAACGGCAUCUGCAAAGUCCACAACCGGUGGAAGCACGUCUCAGCAUGGCCCAAGAUUCAAGCGCUACAGGCUUCCAGCCAAUGGCAUCAAGGAAGUCCCUGAUGAAGUCACCAUGGUGGAGGACAACUUCGUCAGCGAGGUGAAUCAGAUCCCUGUUGACUACACCACCCAUGAGAGCAUCAACUUUGUCAGCCAAGCUGUUGGUUGGGCUAUCAUGGACAGUGGAGCCACUCGCACAGUUUGUGGUGAGGCCAGCUGGAACAAGAUCUUGGAUUACCUCAGCUUGAGGAACAUGGAGCCUGACAUCGACAAGGAAACAAAGGAUUUCAGGUUUGGAGAUGGUGCCAUGGUGAGGUCGCUUUUCAGAGCGAUGAUCCCUGUCUGCGUUGGCAAGACCUGGCGACAACUCAUUGUGCACGUCCUUCCAGGACACACACCUUUGCUUUUGGCACGACCAGAUCUGGAAUCUUGGCAGACGGUGGUGGACUAUGGAAGAAAAACUGUGAUGAUCGGUGAUGUGCAGGUGAAGCCAGCGUUCACAACCAACGGGCACUACAUGAUCAACAUCUUUGACGACCUUGAGGACGUCUUGAGCUUUGCAGAGCUGGACAACAUCGACGUUUCUGUGGAGACCUUCGUGGAUUCAAUGAUCACCGAUGAGGUCUCUGACUUUGAGGCCGACCUUGACGUUGAGGUGUCAGAAAAAGAAGCGGAGGAGUUUGUCUUCGCUGCAAGCAUGAAAAGCCAACAACACGAGCGCAAGCUCAAGUUUUGGGAAGUCUAUGUGGAUGAAGGGAACCUGAGCAAGUACCUGCAACGAGCAUAUCAUGAUGUGGAGGUCCGGCAGUUUUCUCUGCCAACUUGGAACUUUGAGAUGAAAGAGCAACAAGCCGCUUUUCGACGUCUUGUUGAGCAAGAAGAACCUCAUCACAUCAUGGUGACUCCUGAAUGUCGUCUCUGGUCACCAAUGCAGAAUUUGAACUACAGAACACCAGAGAGACGGGAAUUGCUCAGAGAUCUGAGGGUCUUGGAAGAAGAGACCCACUUGACCUUUUACAAGGACAUCCACAUCGACGGCAAGCGCCUGGUCUAUGACACAACUUUUGAGAACCCUGCAGACGCAGCUUCAUUCGAAACCCCAACUUUGGACUCCAUGAAGGGCUACUUUGAAACAGUCCUGGAUCGCUGCCGCACAAGGCUGAAGGCAAGUCCUGAGGACGAGAUGUAUGUGAGAAAGCCCACAAGGUUUCGAUCAAGCUCAAGAAAGGUCUGCGAGGCUGUGAACUUGCGUUGUGAAUGCCCCCGAGGAGCUCAUGUCCAAAUGAUGGGACGCGGCUCUGUCCUCAAGAAGAUGCAGAACUACGAGCCUGAACUUUGCCAACGUCUUGGCAAUGCCAUUUACUCUGCAAUGGAGAUGGCAUGGAAGAAACGGGGACAAGCUGAAUUGAUGACCAUGGAGGUCGUCGAGAAAUCGACUGAAGAGAUGCAGUACCUUGAGCAGAACAAGGAGCUCAUCAAGAUCGGUGGCCAUGAGAUCCUGAAGUCGGUGGCCAAUCUCCAUCGACAACUUGGACAUCCAAAUGGAGCCAAGCUGGUUCUGGCGGUGAAGGCACGACACCUUCCCAAUGAAUUUGUCCAGGUGGCCCGGAGGUACAAGUGUCCGACCUGUUUGGCCAGGGCACAACCCAAGAAUGUGCGUGUGGCGACUUUGCACAAAUCCCCACACUUCAAUCACUCCGUGGCCAUCGACACCUUCUAUGUGGAAUGGGAUGGCAAACAGCGUGCGGUCUUCACCAUCAUGGAUGAGUUCAGUCGCUAUGAAGUUGACAUGGAGAUCAAAGAAGAGACGGCUGACAUGGAGAUAGCUCUCUUCGAGUCAACUUGGAGCCGAUCUUUUGGGUUCCCAAAGGUUUUGCGACUGGAUGCCUCUGGUCCUCAUCAAGGGCAACAAUUUGCCGAUUGGGCAUCUGCCCAUGGAAUGUACAUGGACCUGAUCCCACGAGGUGCUCAUCACAGGCUUGGAAUCCUUGAACGGAAUCAUGCAGUCCGACGACGCAUGCUGGAGAUCUUCCACAAAGACAUGCCCGAGCUGGACUUUGAACAAGCCAUCUUGGUGACCUGCCAUCAGAGAAACCGUUUGUCUUCGGUGAAAGGUGCUACGCCUGCCACUUUGGCAUUUGGCUACGUUCCCUCCGAAGGAGGCAACGCUGAUGACCCUGGACCCGAACAAUUUGGUGACUCUGCUGACUUGGCGCAGGUCAUGGAGGUCAAACAGAAGGCUGCACAGGCCUUCCACUCUGCCAACUUUGACUUGGCGGUUCGAUCAGCCGCCUUGGCUCGAUCACGAGUGGAUGAGGACGAGCUCAUGGUGGGAGACUAUGUCUACUACUGGAAGCCACAAACCCACAAGCUCGACCCUUUCCGGUGGCGUGGACCCGCGAUGGUGGUGUCCGUGGAAGCCUCAAUUGACCGAAAGACCAUGAUCUACUGGAUCGUCCAUGGAAGCUCACUGGUGCGAGCAACACGACAGCAGCUACGCUUUGAGACUGUCCCUGAGCGCUACGAGCGUCAGAGCAAGCCUGCCUACCUUGAGAGCGUGCAGAAACCUUUGCAACAACGACUUUUGGAAGCUCUCAAGCCAGUGCGUGGUCCAGUGAGGGCCAUUGACAUUGCUGGCAAGGCUCAAUCUCCUGACGAUUUUCCUCAGCUUGGGGGGACUGGAGCAGCCGCUGUCGCACCUGGUGAUGCCCCUCCACAUGAACCACCUGAACCUCCUGACCCACCGAAAACUGAUGACAAAUCCAAAUCGAAAACUGCAACUGCAGAACUUGACACUCCCGGCAAACCUGCCGACAAGUCCAAAGCUCGGCCGAAGGCCAAGCUGCCUGAACCCCGAAUCGACUUUUGGGUCGACUACCCCGACAGUGAGAAAACCGAAUCUGAAUCCAAGACCACUGACAAGACUCUCUUGGAUGAGAUGGUGGCCAACAAGGACAAGAACCUGGAUGACCACACUCAAGGCAUGACCGACAUCCAGAAGGAGAUGAAACGGAAGCUGGAAGAAGAACAUCCGGGCAUCAUGGACUCCUCGCAUGGGGUGAUCGACAGGCAAGAUGAUGAACCACCUGUGAACCCUGAUGAUGUGAGCGUUCGAGCCCGUGACAGACGUUUCUAUGAACAAGCAGUACGUGCUGCCAGUUUCCUCUCCCACGAGAACAAUCGACGACUGGAUGGACUGCCUCCUUCCGGACGACAACUGCCUGCAAAUGCUGCCGCACAAGCAUCACGACCUGCUGCAAAUCUGGUGCCUCCCCGAGCUGACGAUGGUCAACCGAAAACCAAGCAACCUCGCACUGAGGAAGUGCGCAUGGUGGAGGUCCCUGAGGACGAGGUCAUGAUGGCGGUCGUGGAGAGUCGGUUGUCUGCCGAUGAGAAAAGAGCCUUCACAGAGGCAAAGCGCAAGGCCCUGGUCCCAUGGCACGAGAACGAUGCUUGGAGGCCCUUCAAGAGGACAGCCUGCCCUCCUGGAACCAUCGUGCCGAUGAGGUUUCUCUUGCGCUACAAAGAGAACAAGCCACAUGCUCGAGUCAUUCUCCAAGGCUUCAAGCACAAGGAUGUCAUCGAAAGCAAGCUUGUCUUGGUGGAGGCCAGCGACCUCAAUGCGGUGCAGUUCUGUCGCAAGGAACUGAAAAACCAGGAGGUGGCAGAUGAUGAGAUGCAGGCUGCACUGACGAAGGUGGGUUUCCCCCAGGCAAUGCAGUCUAAGUCUGUCAACGAGCUCUCGGGCGGUUGGCGCAUGAAGCUGCUCUUGGCUUCUGCCAUGAUGCGAGAUUGCGACAUUUUGCUGUUGGAUGAGCCCACCAAUCACCUGGACAAAGAAUCCGUGGAAUGGCUCUCCGAAUAUCUGCGGUCGAUGACCAGGACCACUUUGAUGGUCAUUUCUCACGACCCCACUUUCCUGAACAAGGUUUGCACUGACAUCAUUCAGUACAGCUCCAAGCGCACGCUGGACUACUUCGAGGGCAACUUCGAGGCCUUUCGAAAGGCGCGGCGCAUCACCUCCGACGAGGAGGCCGAGGCCAUCCUCCUGGGACGCCACAACUUCGACAACGACGUGGACCCCGAGGCCGAUCGAAGCCGAAAAAACGAGGAUACCAGCCACAAGGCCAGCGGUGGCGUCAGUGCGGCGGUCUUUGAUAAAUCUUCAAAGAUCAGCUUUCCAAUUCCAGGGACGCUGAAGGGCCACUCUGCCGCGAAGCCGGUGAUGGAGCUGAAGAAUGUGUUCUUCUCCUAUGACGAUGAUGGACCCAUGAUCCUCAAAGACAUCAGCUGCAAGAUCGGCCUCGCCAGCCGGGUGGGCAUCGUUGGCGCCAACGGUGCAGGCAAGAGUACCUUGCUGAACGUGCUCUGCGGCGAGCUGGUGCCGGUGCCUGGACCUUCCGGGGAAGCUCCUGGCGAGGUCUACAAGCACCGGAACUUGCGGCUGGCCUACAUUGCCCAGCAGCACAUGUUCCAUCUGGCAGAGUUCAUGAAUAGCACGCCUUACGUCUACAUUCAGAAACGCUACCAGAAUGGAUACGAUGAGGCAGGUGUUGUCACAGCGUGCAGAGCCAUUGCCCCAAGUCGCGACCCUGCGCAGGCUCUGCAACGUCGCCUGAUGGAACCUCCCAAUGAGGAGGUAGCCAAAAGGCGGAGCGACCUGGCACGGAAGCACGGGAAGUACGGCUUCGAGGCGCUCAUUUUCGGCUCCAGCGUAGGUAUGAUUUUCAUGAUAUUGCUGGCGAUGCCAAUGCUGACAUUGUGGCAGGUGGGAAGCAUCCAAAGCCGUGUGGUGCGAGGAAAUGAGGUUCUCUACGAAGUGCAAUGGAAAGGUUGCGAUGACCCCAAGCAGAACACCUUCGAGAAUCUGGCAAAGCUCAAGAAACUGGACAUGGUUGGCCUGGCGAAGGCAAAAGGGCGGCCGCUGACGCAGAAGGAGAUUGUGAAGCAUCUGGAGCAGUUUGGUCCCUUCUCACCUUGGGUGCGGCCUUUUGGACGUCGUUUGGCUGAAUUGGAUGCCGUCAGAAGUGAUGCAGCUGCACCUACGAACUACAUCGAUAUGGAGACGUUGGACGCCUUGGUCCAAGGUUUGGCCCGAUUCAAAGGUGGCAUCAUCGCAGCCUGGCAGAGCUUGGGGGACGGACUUGGGCGAGUUCGUGAACCAAGUCUGCAACGAGAUUUGGAAGGUGGAAGGUGGCGUCCUGGCAGAGAGGACCAAGCGGAACAUCACCAAGUGAGGCCGAUGCGGCCGAUGCAACGCAGUGCGAAACGCCUGCGGGCUUCAGAUGUGUCGGAAAUUUUGCAGAGGCGACCUCCAGCAGACUUCAACCAAGGCAAGGCACAGGAGCGCUACAAAGAUGUUUGCAGAGAGGAGCAGAUCCUUCAGGUGCUUGAACACCCAGCACCUUUGGGCUAUGAGCGCAUGGUGGUGGGUAUCUACCAGAUGCCAGCACCCAUGAAGGACCGCGAAUUCCUCUGGAGGGAAUGGGCUGCGUUGCUGCCUACAGAGGACGGCGGCCAGCUCUACGUCUCUGUGGCGAUGACGCCGAGCCCAGAGGAGUCUGCCGCCAUCUUACAGCCCAACGACAAGUUUGUGCGCGGCCAUUUGCACUUGGCUGCGACGAUGGCACGUCAAGACCCUGACUCUUACGAGGUCAGUGCCUGCAGCGUCAUCAUGGGUGACGUCAAGGGAAGCAUGCCCAAAGCUGUUCAGAAUAUGGUGGCGGGCAAUGCCUCCAGCUAUUUGAUCAACUUCAGGGAUGCACAUUCACGUUGA